Molecule: messenger RNA, 1605 nt
Organism: Yarrowia lipolytica CLIB122
Lineage: Eukaryota; Fungi; Ascomycota; Dipodascomycetes; Dipodascales
Biological process (GO): positive regulation of transcription by RNA polymerase II
Cellular component (GO): nucleus
Molecular function (GO): zinc ion binding; transcription cis-regulatory region binding; DNA-binding transcription factor activity, RNA polymerase II-specific
Source: RefSeq, a predicted model, not a curated record
AUGAGUGCCCCCAAGGACCCGGUGCCGGCGGCGCCUCCGGCCCAGCCGCCUCGAAAACGGUCCCGAGACGGCUGCUAUACGUGCCGCAAACGCAAGAAGCGCUGCGACGAAACACGGCCUGUUUGUGAGUGCUGCAAACGGCUCGGAAUCGUGUGCGUGUACCCAGCUCCUGGAACAGAGUACAAGAACAAGAAACGAAAGGGUCUGCCAGACACGCACGAGCAGUUUGUGGUUGUUCCCGUGGACCAUGCGCCACCGCCUGUAGCGGGUUCUACAGAUGUGGCCCCUGUCCCCAUGCUUGAUUUCCAUCCCUACAACUUCACCAACUACGUGGAUCCCGCAGUCGAUCACCCAAUUGUGGAUAUCACCGAUCUCACAGAGGAUGAUAUCAACCAGCUGGACGUUAAUUCGUUGGUUCGAAUUCCCUCUCCGUUUGAAAUAGACGCAGACUUCAACUUGGAGUCUCUGGAGCCCUCUCUGUUUGGAGGACUCAGCACCAAAGAGAACCAGAUGCUGCAGUAUUACGAGGAAAAGCUGUCGCGAAUGAUAUGUGUGGCGUCCGAUCAAGACAACCACUUUGUUCAAAUUUUUCUUCCCAUGGCCCAUCAUAAUGCUGCUGUUCUACACAGCAUUGUAGCGUGGUCUUCUUUCCAUUCAGGCAAGGCUGAUCUUCAGGAUACAGGGAUGGCCGCGCUCGACAAGGCUGUGACCCUGACCAAGAACCAGAUCACAAACAAUACUUUUGACCACUCCACAAUCGCGGCCUUGCUGCUCUGCUGCUCGGCUGAAGUGUGUAAGGGCGACCUACGCAACUGGAAAAAGUUUCUCAACAUGUCGGCGGCCAUAAUCCGCAACUAUGGCGGUCUGUCCAAGUUUCUCAAUGACAAAAAUCUCCGCUGGAUAGCCACAAACUUUGCCUAUCAUGACCUGGUCGCUAGUAGCUCUCACCAUCGAGGACCUCUUUUUGGUCGAGCAGAAUACGAACAGCUGCUUCAGGGAGGUCAGGGUAUCGACCCACUACUGGGAAUCUGCAGAGAGCCGUACCAGAUGAUUGCCGAGGUGUCUCAAUUGGCCAACGAAUUGAGUGGCAAUGAAGAAAUGACUUCUUCGACUCUCACUACCGAAGCUAACAUUCUGCAGACUGCCCAGCGUCUCGAGCACCAGAUUCGUAUUCUCACACCCAAUCUGGCUGAUACUAUGACGCUCAGUGACGAGGAAUGUACUUUGCAUAAGCACCUGUUUGAAAUUUACCAGCUGACUGCCUUGAUUCAUCUCAAACGAACCAUCUUCAAACUGCCUUCUACUUCUCUGGAGAUGCGUGUUUGGGGCCGCAAGUUGUCGUGUCUUUUGGACCUUGUGUUGGGCUCGGCUGUUGAGGGCAAUCUUUGCUUCCCCCUGUUCAUCGCUGGUCUUAACAUCCUGCCCUCUCAGAGACACGCGUACCUGUCCAAGUUCAAGGAGUUUGCCACACGAAACAAGGCGAGAAACUUGCUGAAUAGCAUUUCAACGGUGGAAGAGUGCUGGAAGAGAGAUGCAGGGGGAGAAAAGUAUGUGGAUUACUAUGUGGUGUUGAAAGAGAAGGAUUUGGAUAUCUGUUUGGCCUAG